AUGCGUGGCAAAAGAACCUCGAUGAUCUUCCGGACUUUUGCUGCUCCAGCUCCGCAUCAUUCAAGAAGAAACAGUAUGAAAACAUCUCUUCUCUCAGAAACUACCAUGUCUAGUCAAUAUAAGAAUGAUGACACUGCCAACCAGGCUGCGCCGGACCCUCCCCCCUCAAACACGAACCCCGUCACCGGCGAGCGACUUCCUAAGGGUUACAUAGCAGUGUUUGAACCCAACAACUUUAUAUAUACUGACAAUAAUGGCAUUCGACACAACAUUCAUCUACCUGGAGGCACCUACAAGAAGGCUAUGAAAUAUUAUGAAGAGAAGAAUUGGAACGAACUAGCCAAAUUUCCUACAUGGGGUAAAGUUCUACAAUGCUAUGCGAAAGAGAAGGGCCUGCUGACAUUGCGUGCUUAG
Molecule: messenger RNA, 414 nt
Organism: Cordyceps militaris CM01
Lineage: Eukaryota; Fungi; Ascomycota; Sordariomycetes; Hypocreales; Cordycipitaceae
Exons: 2
Coding region: 1-414 (137 amino acids)
Source: RefSeq, a predicted model, not a curated record